Diachasma alloeum is the source of this 1683-nucleotide messenger RNA. RefSeq lists its product as uncharacterized. Bases 552 to 1007 code for a protein of 151 amino acids. The record is from RefSeq and is a predicted model, not a curated record. The transcript has 3 exons. Lineage: Eukaryota; Metazoa; Arthropoda; Insecta; Hymenoptera; Braconidae.
UCAACGCGCAUUUAUCUGUCACGACUAGAGUAGGAGAACCCCGCCGUCAGUGGUGUGUGUAAAUCUACUCCUUCCAGACGUUUCAAAACGACUCGACUAAAUCUCUCCUCCCCUGUCCAAAUAAAUAAAUCACCGUUGAGUACAAAAAAUUGAAUUUCAUCAGUGAACAGUAAAAAAAAAUCGCCAGUUUUCGGGAAUUUCGUGUGAGGUUAAGUCCAGGUGGACUCGUCUCGUCUGAUCUCCAGUUAGCCAAUCUCAAUAACAACAAUAACAACGAAACGAAAAUAAAUAGUUGAAAAAAGUGACUCGACUCGGACGAUAUUUCGUUUCAAUUCAAUUUUUUUUUUCAGUGGCUUUUUUAUUAUUUUUAGUUAUUCGGCGAGAAUCAUGCGAUGAUGUUCCUUGUGUAACAGAGUAAGAUUUCUCUUGGGUUGUUGUUGUUAUUCGUCACUGGUCAUAUCUCUGCUAUAAAAAGGAAAGUGCAAAAUUUCUCUUGGGUGAAGUGGGGAGCAAGGAUUUGGGGUUAUUUUUUGGGUUAUUUUUGGAAGAACAUGUUUGGGUGGAAAAGUACCAGCUACUUUGGACUUUUGGUUGUGUUUGCGGUUGUUAUAGAUUGCUAUGGAAAAGUGGGAAAACCGUGUCACAUUGACACGGUGGGUUCACCGGACACCUGUGGUGAGAACGAGAGGUGUGUGCAAAGUACAACACUGAAUAGUACAGCAAAAUGCGAGUGUCUAAGAGGCUUCAACGUAGUAUCUGGUGAAUGCGUUGUUAUUUCAACAACAGCUGCCGCCUCUACAGACUCUACAGAUCACAUAAAUGAGCCCGAAUCUUCAGGCAGUUCUGUAGCAGUUGGAUUACUAGUCCCAACAUUUCUACUUCUCUUUGGUGGCCUUGGAUUCUGUAUUAUCAGACGGUACAGAUUACUCCCCUGUCGUCGAAAUCUAUAUGGAAAUGUGUUGGUAACACGAGAGGAGGACGACGACGAUGAUCCGCCAAUCGCCUAAGAAAAUAAUUACAAUGAAAAAUCCUAAAGAACAGAUAAAGAAAAGACUGAGAAAUUUUCACAUUGAACAAAAAAGUCUCCAUUGUCAUCGAGAAUUGAAGUAAAACAAUGAUAUUUUAAUUUUUUAAUCUUAAACAGUUAAUUCAAGGGAAUAGAAAGUUCAGCCAUUUUCGCAUUCCCUUGGUUAUCAAAAUUACUGUUUUUUUAAAUUCUUGUUUUUCAACUCGGGAGAAGGAUACCUCUGUUUAUUUGUUAGAUGUUGAGAAAAAAACAGUAAUGACGAGGCCAAAUGUGUAAAGAAGCGAUUAAACGCUUAAAUACAUAUAUUUAUAUCUAUACAUGAUAUUACACGAAAUGAAAAAAACGAAUCGAGUGAUUACAGAUAAAUAUAAGAUACAUUUAAGGCGACACUACUAUGAGUUUUUAAAUUCGCGGGCUAUUGGAGUGAGAUUUAUCAUGCAUUGAAGAUCGAUUAUAUAUGUCUAAAAAUGAAUAAUUAGUGCAAAAAAAUUAAUUGUUUGUUGUUCAUAUGUCCCGCAGACGCCUGAAGUGUUCAGAAUAGUCCAGGGAUUCUAAUUUUUGAGUUUCCGAGGUUUUUUGACCUGGAUACGUCUAUGGUUUCAAUAUGGGGGGUCAUUUUAGGAAACGGUCCUUAUGUGCAGCGCCAUCUAUUGGAA